CAAGCAAUUUCGUGUCAAAACAUGCCGCUUUUCUAGUGUUGUUCUUUCUGCAUUGUGAAAAAUCCGUAAUUUUAUUGGCUCUCAGCGUGAAUAAGUAGUGAAUUACGAUGGCAACCUGCACGGACACCUUCCAGUUCAACUCUGAGGAGAUGUUCAAGCUCCUGCAGCGCUGCCUUCCUGACGAUUUGACGCGCACGCAGAAUCUCAUUGAAGCCUGCGAUGACAUCCUUUUCGCCUGGAAUUCGCAGGACAAUCAUCUCCUGACACUCAACUGGAGGGCGGCGAGGUCCAAGGGAGGCUCCGUGAAGUUCCAAACAUUGAUUCCAUCAGCAAGUUUGCCAUUCACUGUGAACAGGAUUGCGCCAUCGGUGGACGGGAAUUUCGUGGCUGUGAGCGGAAAUCGUGGUGUUGCUCUGCUGGAAUUACCGAGAAGGUGGGGCACAAAUGGACUGUAUCGCGGCGAUGGCAAGGAGAAUAUUAUAUGCAGAAUUCACAUCCUCGACGAUCGUCUCUUCACCAACAAUACGCAUCUGGAAGUGCUGCAGGUCAAGUGGCAUCCCGGAUCGCCGACUGGGAGUCACCUGAUCGUGCUGCUGUCGGACAACUCGCUCAGGGUUUACCACGAGGACAUCCUGAAGCACGUGUGGCGCGUCGGGCCGAUGCCCAGGAUGGGCGUCAGCAACGGAUCCACGCUGCCUUCGCUGUCGGAUCUCGGCGACACGGCCGUGGAUUUCGACAUUGCGCCGCCCAGAGUGUCGCCGCUCGUGCCGCUCGGCGAUGGCACGGCCAGUGAGUCGUCGAUUCUCUCUGUUUCAUCACAAAUGCGACAGAAAGUCGAGUGGCCGAUUGUGAUUUUGCGCGGAAAUGGGAAUAUUUACACACUCUGUGCCGGAUUGAACACUAAAAAGCCAAAACUUCAGGGUCCGCUGACAAUAACGCCGCCGAACAGCGACAAUUACGGCCACAGUUCCUGCUCAGUGCUCAUCAUUCCAUCCCUGCCGCCUUGCGUGGUGAUUUCGGAGUCCAUUGGCAGGAUUCAUCACGCUCUGCUGCUCGAGGUGGACGAAGAGGAAGCGGGACAGGAUGCGUUCGACUUGGUGGACUUGAGCAUCGCUCUGAGUCCGUCUGAGUGGCGUCUUCAGGUGCUGGAGACGGUGGAACUGGAGCUGGGCUUGCCGCAGAACGCCGAGUCGAAGUCACACUUCUGUCCGAUUCAGCUGCGUCGCGACUUGGCCACGGAGUCGCGCUACUUUGCCUAUCACAACACUGGCGUGCACGCGAUCUUCCUGGAGUUCCUGAAGCAGCUGCACGACUUUGCCGAGGCGCCGGACGAGGAGUGCGCGGAGCCGUGCGUGGCGAACGUGAGCCGCGCUGAGUACAUUCUCUGCACGAAGGCGCUGAACGUGAGCCAAGUGAAUCCCGUGCUGGGCUUCACGCUGCUCCAGUCUCCGGCUGGACUGGCGGUGCUGCUGGGCAGUGGCCAAGUGGUGUCGCUGAAUCUCAUCACAGAUCCGAACGUGCUGAUUGACUUGAGUCGCGAGACGAAGCAGAGAAGCGCUCAGAGUGGCGACGCGGUGUCGCCGCAGAAGAAGUACUUUGCGGAUUCCAUUGAGAGCAGAAUUGUGGCGAUCUUGAAGGCGGGACUGUCGCAGCCGCUGCUGAAGCUGAACAAGAGUGCCGAGCCGACGCCGCAGGAGCUGCUGGAGCUGCUGAUGCACGCCACGCAGACGCUGCGCGAGCAGUACUUCCCGCGCCACGAGAAGUGCCGCCAGGAGCUGAAGAAGCGCGUGGAGAUCCUGCAAGUGCUGCACCGGCAGCAGCUGGAGGAGAUCCAGGAGCUGCGCAUGGAGAAGAAGCGCAUCCGCGACAACGCGGAGAAUCUGGCUGGGAAGUAUGAGGACAUGUACGAGCGCCAGCAGAGUCUGUUCAGGAGGGCGCAGGAGGUGGCCAGGCUCGUGACGCUGCUGGCGCCGUCGACGCUGGCGGACGAGAAGGAGUUCGCGCAGCAGGUGGAGCAGAUCAGCGUGGCUACGAAGCAGCUGGCGAAGCAACUGGAGGCGGCCAAGGGGAAGAUGAACAAGAAUCAGCAGCAGAUCGAAGUGUGGGAGAAGCAGAACGACGAGAAGAAGCUCACGCUGCCGCCCAAGAGGGAGGAAGUGCUCAAGAAGAUCCUCGGCGACAUGAAGAGCGAGAUCAACAAUCAGGUCAUGGAGAUCAAGCAGCUCAAUAGGAUGCUCGACAUGUGAGGCGAUCGACGCACUGGUUUUCUUUGAUGUUACGAAAUGUGAAGUUUGGCGGGCGACACGUGAAGAUUCGCCGGAAUAAAUUGGAGUCCGUGAA
Messenger RNA from Phlebotomus argentipes, 2340 nucleotides. It is a transcript of the gene mbo, whose product is annotated as nuclear pore complex protein Nup88. The transcript has 6 exons. Gene Ontology annotation, biological process: ribosomal small subunit export from nucleus; protein import into nucleus; ribosomal large subunit export from nucleus. Gene Ontology annotation, cellular component: nuclear pore. Bases 108 to 2246 code for a protein of 712 amino acids. The record is from RefSeq and is a predicted model, not a curated record. Lineage: Eukaryota; Metazoa; Arthropoda; Insecta; Diptera; Psychodidae. Gene Ontology annotation, molecular function: structural constituent of nuclear pore.